This is a messenger RNA of Caenorhabditis briggsae, 1257 nucleotides long. Bases 1 to 1257 code for a protein of 418 amino acids. The transcript has 6 exons. The record is from RefSeq and is a predicted model, not a curated record. Lineage: Eukaryota; Metazoa; Nematoda; Chromadorea; Rhabditida; Rhabditidae.
AUGCUACCCGACACAGACAGCCAUGAAGACGUGACUGAUCACCCGCAGUUCGCUUCAACGCGAAGUGGUACGUCUAGUUUACAAUCUUCGCUUACAAAAAGAGCCAACUCAACCAGAAGAAGUUUGAAGGAAUUGAGUGAAGGAGUACAGCAACGGUUUCAACCGAUUACUCACGGAAGAUCAUUGCAAAGGAUCACAGAGGAUGAAUCGCCUUCCACACCCACUGCUCCACCACGUCCCAAUCGACAAAUAUAUCGCAACUCAAUAGAUCAAUCAAGUAUGAGUGGCGAAAGAGUUCUGAAGCAUCACGCGUCAGAAGAGGUGGUAUCAGAAGGACAGAGAUCUAAUUGGAGUCAAUCUGUGGAGAGAAUAGAGAAUGCUCUUCAUAGGAAUUACUACACUAUUGCUUAUUCUAUUGUUAUUGUGGCGUAUCUUGCCGGAUUCACUGAAUACUUAUACUUUCGACUGACGUCUUUAAUCGUUCCUGAACAUCUUGUGUUUCAUCCACCGUGUGAAGGAAAAGCGACACGGAAAAUCGGAAAAGAUGGAUUUCAUUACGGAGUCUCCAUCUGCGCAUUCAUCGGAAUCGCCAUAUUCCAGCUUAUGUGCUUUUUUGGAUUGACUAUUUCUGAAAAAUGGACUCAAUCUAAAGAGAAUCCGCGAGAAAGUCGGCAAGCAGCUCAACGGGAAGAGUUCGCUUUUUUUGUCAGAACAAUGAUUUCCUCUACAAUGUAUCGAGUCUUUUUGUGUUAUGGAAUUUGCUCUCUGAUCAACUGUGCCAUUAUUUUCUACAUGGUUGGCAUUCAAGAUUCACUCGGUGACGUCGUUAGCACUAUAUUUCUUUACGUCUUCGAUGCAGUUGUGAUUCUUUAUUUCAUUGCUUUCCCGUUAACUACAGUAAUCUAUCAUCCCUAUGUAAAUUGUUUCAAUCAGAGAAGAGGAACUCCUGCUCGUUUUACAAUCCCAGAUACUGGAUCAAGAACUCAAACAUCUACACUAGAGAGUAAUAUCAGUGGUUUGGAAGAAGCCAUGGCGAAACCAGAGCCUCCUGUCCAUCGUAGCAGUCCACCAGCAAUCCCAUCUCUCAACUUUUCUCGGCAUGAUCCUCGCCGUCAAGGACAUCGAUCAACUGGAUCUAUAUCAACAGAUAUCCCAGUUUUAGAAGAAUAUCUCCACUCACCACGUCGUCAACUUCCGAAGCCAACACUUGCCGUAGAAGAGAAUCUGGAAGAUGAACGUAUCACAACCUUUGUUUAA